Morus notabilis is the source of this 1507-nucleotide messenger RNA. RefSeq lists its product as uncharacterized. NCBI's taxonomy places the organism in Eukaryota, Viridiplantae, Streptophyta, Magnoliopsida, Rosales, Moraceae. Bases 106 to 1206 code for a protein of 366 amino acids. Gene Ontology annotation, cellular component: nucleolus. Gene Ontology annotation, biological process: regulation of ribosome biogenesis. The transcript is spliced from 11 exons. The record is from RefSeq and is a predicted model, not a curated record. Gene Ontology annotation, molecular function: nucleic acid binding.
UUCGAACUUUCUCUCUCUACUCCUCAACCUCAGGAAGAAGCAAAACAAGAGAGAGAGAGAGCCGGCGGUGUUGUGGAUCGUCGGCGAAGAGAGGAAGAAGCGGACAUGGCGGCUCCCGAAGCUCCUCUCUGUUAUGUUGGCGUCGCCAGGCAAUCCGCUGCUUUCCGCCUCAUGAAACAAAUGGGAUGGGAAGAAGGUGAAGGACUUGGGAAAGACAAGCAAGGGAUUAAAGGACAUGUUCGAGUCAAAAACAAGCAAGAUACUGCCGGUAUUGGUACAGAGAAGCCGAACAAUUGGGCAUUCGACACUACGCAAUUUGAUAGCAUUCUCAAAAGAUUGAAAGUGCAAACGGCGCAGCCUGAUGAAAAAGAUGUGGAGAAGAAAGCUGAAGUAGAAGAUGAAACAGAAGUGUCAACCCAGGUUCAAGAUGCAGUCGUUAAGGCUACUCGACCACAGGGAAGAUAUAAGAGAAGGGAGAGAGGGAAGCUUGUUCAUGCGUACUCAUCAAAGGAUCUUGAAGGAAUCCUUGUCAAAAAGGUUGAGGAGUCUACUGCAACAAAUCCUAGUCUAGAUGGCCAGUUGGAGUCCGAGAUGGCAUCUGAAAGUCAUGUUUUUCCUGAAGGAAACAUGCAGGAAGAUAUUUCUCCAGAUUGGUGGGGCUUUAAGUUUGGGUUUAUCUCUGGUGGCUUUCUAGGAGCAGAGUCUAGAAGAAAGUUCAAAAAUGGGAACGCUCAAAAUAGUAAGGAGAGAACUGUAUUUCAUGAGGAUGAUCAAGAGAAUCUAUACAAGCUUGUUCAGGAUAAAUCCACAACUGGAAAGCAAGGCUUAGGUAUUAAGGACCGGACAAAGAAAAUCGCCGGUUGCUACUUUCAGGGGAAGAAGACAUCAUUUAGUGACAGUGAGGAUGAAGAUUCUACUGAUCCUGAUUGUUCAGAAAAAGGAAAACCUGAUGUCUCUUUUGAAAUUGAAAGGAAGAAGGAACCAAAAGUAAAGUUGAAAAAGUUGUGUAGGCAGCUUCUUCGUCAGGUACCUGGCGAGUCACUAAAGCUGAAAGAUCUGAAAGCCUUGAUUGAUGAACAUUCAACUGCUGUUUUCUCACACUUCUCUUCAAAGGCAGACACGCUCACUUAUUUAAAACAAAAGCUGAAAGGCAAUAAGAAGUUCGUUGUGGAAGGCAAAAGAGUCAGACUCGCAUCGAGGAGUUGAAAGAAUUUUUGUUGGAAGAAAUUUUGAAACGCCAUUCUUUAUUUUACCAAGAAUUUUGAGAUGUUUGUAGCCGUGUAGCGUGAUCUGUAUAUUGCAGCCGAGUCCAGUUCAUAUUCAGAUCUGCGUAUAUCUUGCUGUUGCUUGAUCUAUUGUACUAAUUAGUCGACAAUAAAGCAGUACUUUAAUUCAUUACCAUACGAAAUGAGUGUUGUAUACGAAGGUGCUUUAAAGGCAUUCUUCCAUUGUUGUUUUAGUUUUAUUCAACCAUUCCUCUUUUCUUCUUUUUUGUUUUGUACAAUUC